Messenger RNA from Notolabrus celidotus (New Zealand spotty), 9287 nucleotides. It is a transcript of the gene brca2, whose product is annotated as BRCA2 DNA repair associated. NCBI's taxonomy places the organism in Eukaryota, Metazoa, Chordata, Actinopteri, Labriformes, Labridae. The record is from RefSeq and is a predicted model, not a curated record. The transcript is spliced from 27 exons. Gene Ontology annotation, biological process: regulation of DNA-templated transcription; double-strand break repair via homologous recombination. Gene Ontology annotation, cellular component: nucleus. The coding region runs from base 186 to 9146 and encodes 2986 amino acids.
CGCGCGAGGUUUGUUUUCCUGCAUGAAGAACCAGCCGGACUAAUCUUCUGUCUGUUUGUUUCGUGUUUCUUGAUUUGUCAUUCCCUCUCAGUGAAUCUUGUCACUGCGACAUGAGAGAGGACACCCUCACACUCCGUCAUGGUGUGUCACAGGACAAUGUUUAGGGGUUACACAAGUGAGAUGCCAUGGACUUACCCUCAAAGAACAUGUACGACACAUUCAAAGAUGGAAUCUGGAGAGACCUGGGACUGCUGGACCCAGACUGGUUUGAAGCUCUGACAGCUCAAACGUGCAAUAAUGAGGAAAACGUCUCUGAUCAAGAUGACCUGUGUGCAAACCAAGAGGGACAUUUUAAAGCACCCUUUGACAAAACUGCAGUCAGUGCAGACAGUCAGCUGUUUUCAACCCCAAAAGUCUUCAGACACAGACCAGCUGUGUCACCUGAGACAGAGAAUGAGCAGUCGUUUACCGCUGAGCAAGAAAAAGACAAGUGGACAGCAACAGAAAGUCCCUGUCUGUUUCAGAUGUGUAAAGAGGAGGUCCCAGUAGCAAAGUAUGGCAGUAUUCAGCCCCAGAGUCUUGACAGUUUUGAUCUCCUUCAAACCCCACAGAAAUCCCCUACGAGCUAUGCAAGGCAGAUAUCUGAGAGUCUUGGUGCACAGUUUCAUCCUGACAUGACGUGGACCAGUUCUUUGAAUACCCCAACAGGAGCUCCAUCCACCCUGAUUUUGACCAAACCAGAAGAGAGUCCCUGCCCACAGAGUCUCUCUGCAGAGAGAAAUGUUGUUCUUGUGCGGGAGCUUUUUCCUUCUCUUUCGAAUGCUUCCAGAGUUGGAGAGGGGUCACCUGAAAAUGCUGGCAAGCCUAUUGUUCACCAAGGUGUUUGUUCACCUGAGUUUGUCGAGGAUCCAGAGUGCCACAACUCACCAACAAAUCAUCUCAAUCAGAGUGAUGUCAACUGGAAAGAGAAGCUACCACCUGCUAUUGAAGAUGGAGAACUUCAUACCACUGUGGCCAGUCUUCUUGAAGGCACUGAAAAUGUUCCCUCAGUGUAUUUCACCAACAGUAACUCAGCACUGAGGAAAGUCAAAACUGAUGGAAACAAAAGAAAACGAAUCACACCUGGCUGCAGCACCACGGACGUCUCAAUGACGGACAAUGCUGCAUCCAGAGAACAGGAAACAGCUGAUCAGGAACCUGGCAAAGUUCACUCAUCCCCACCAGUGAAAGCUUGUGAUAAUGGAAUCACCCAGUGGUCUCCACUGAGUUUAUCUGAAAUCCCAUCUUGCACUGCUUCUUGCUUUGAUAACAGCACUGCCGUACAAGUCAAAAACAAUAUUUUUACAGAGCAGUUACUAAAAGACUCUGACUCUGGUGCACAAAUCAGAAAACCUUUGAAUAUUACAGACUCUGGACUUAUUAAGAAAAGGAGAAAAUUCAUCUACAAUGUUAAGACUCCAAGACAAGAAGUUCAAGGAGAGGAGACACGGUGUCAGAGGUUGGUCUCACCACAAAAGAUUCCUGAUUCAGGAAAUGACUUGAACAUGAAGCAGCUGGGAAAGGCCCCUGUUGAAGCAGACUGCUGCAGUAUAAACGAGAUGCAAAAACAGGACAUUCUCACAGAAGAAAGCCUUCCUCCUCCUGCACAAGUGGAUGAUCAAGAUCUUGACAUGUCGCAGCUUUGCAGAGAUUUUGCACAAGACUUAAAUGAAAUGUCCGACCCUACUCAACCCAGUAAAGCAGCAGCAGUGGAUAUCCCUCAAAAUGUCUUCUCCCCGUCAGCUUGUCUGUCGGCCAUGAAACAAGCCAAGCAGAAAGCAAAGCAAACAAACAAUCACCUCGACUGUGAUGGGAUCAGUGACAGAAGACAUUAUUCCACAACAACCCAAAAUAACCCCAUCAGUGAGGUCACGGUGAGCGACAGUGGAUUUCAGUCUGCUGUUACAGAUACCUCCCACAUGACUGCUCCAUCAUUUGCUGUUCCCAGCUCAGACAACAUCUGUCAAAGUCAAGAAUGCUCUGGCAUUAAAGAUGACAUCCACGGGACCACUCCUUUUCUAUUUGCAAACAAAGAAAAUGGAAAAAUGCAUUUGGAUGAUAUUUUACAAGAAGCUGAAACAGAUGCCAAGCUAUCAAGUGCAAUUAAGGAAAGCCAGUUACUGGGCCCUGACAGAGAGAGUGAGCUGCACAUAAAGAACACAUCAACACGACUACCCAGCAGGGCAAAGGGAACACUCAAUAAUAUUGAUUGCAGUUCACCUAAUGGUCAAAUUUGUGGCAGUCUGCCAGAGAGAACAGCGCUUUCUCUCCCACCCGCUCAGGCAUCAGGAUUCAAAACGGCUUCCAACAAAGGGAUACACAUUUCCUCCGCCAACCUGCAGAAAGCAAAGCGUCUCUUUGAGGAGACUGAAGGAGAACGGACUUUCAGUGAUCAACCAAUGAAGUCUGGCCAUGACACUAAAAAUGAAAAUCUUAAGAGUCACGAAACAGUGAAAAAAACAACAUCUAACUCAAACCAGCCACCUUCUUCUAGUGAGAAAUUAACAGAUACCAGUUUCCAGCUAUCAGCCUCACAGAAAGCAGACGUGUCUGAGCUGUGCACUCUUCUGGAAGAAGCAGACAGCCAGUUUGAAUUUACACCAUUCAAAACUGCAAAGCCAAAACAACAUUGCCAAGAUGAAACCGCCUCCCACCAGAAUGCUGACAAAGAACUUGAUCCUGAUUUUCUUGCUGGCAUCGACUUUGAUGACAGUUUUAGUUUGGAUGCUGAGAAGCACCAGGCAGUAACUGUGAUGCACCAGAACAUUAACUUAGUUUCUGAUGGUAAAAACAGCCGUGAAACAUCCAAUGUCACAAGUAAAUCUGCAAGUUUGUCAGCGAUGGCAGAAGACAAGUCCUCUCCUGAGGAUGUGUCUGCUCUUUCAAAGCCUAUCUCUGAAGGCGGUGGCAGUAUUAUGUCAGCUAAAGUCAAAUAUGUCAACAAAGCUGAGCACACUGAAAUAAGCACGCCAGAAUGCAACAAUCCUCCAACGCUUGGUGUGGGCUUUAAGACGGCAGGAGGAAAUGUUGUGAGGGUUUCAAAAAAGUGCCUGAGCAAAGCCAAAGCUUUGUUUGCAGAUUUAGAGGAAAAUCUUGUGACAAGUCAAAACUCACCUGGCAUGCAAAGUAAGGGAACUGAUGCUGAAGCGCAGCAUAAGCAGAGGAGGGAUAAUCACUCUGCUAAUGUUGUGAAUCAUAAAGAGGAUAAUGCAGCAUUCACAUUUGGUGGAAAUAAUCCUGCAGGGAGAAUUCAGAACUGUUUAACCAGCACAGAGGAGUCAGUGUGUCGGGAUGAACAGCUCACUGACAUGAGAGGUGACGAUGCAAGAAGAAGUUUCAAAAACAGCACAAUGGACUCGAACUCGUGUCAAGGUGGGUUCCAGAUGGCCAGUGGGAAAGGAAUUUCUAUUACAGCAAAAGCAUUGCAAGAGGCAAAUGCUUUCUUCAAAGAGUGUGACAUUACCGACAGCAAUUCCAGCAUGUCUGCUAAACCAAGUAAGAAAAUUGAACCAUUGUGUAAGAGUGUCCAAAGGUCAGGUUUUAGAGAUACACUGGCUUUAAUGAAUGCAGCCGGUCCCCAUGGGAGCCUGUCUUCGUCUGCAAAAACCCUUUCAUCUCUCUCUUGUACAACACCAAAGAACAUCGGCUUCUCUGACAGAGAUAAAUUGAGCAGUGGUGGUGGAUUCUGUACGGCAAAAGGGGAGAACGUUUUGGUGUCAGGUGAUGCUGUUAAAAAAGCAGAGCGUCUUCUGAGUGAUGAUCGUACACCCGAGGACAAACGACUGAAACAGAAAGCUGCUCAUCUCAAUAAUCAGAUUCAGGUGACAGCUCCUAACAGUGGAGGCUUCCAGACAGCUAGUGGGAAAGGAGUUGCAAUAUCAUCUGAAGCGCUCAAGAAAGCAACGCUACUUUUUAGUGAGUGUGAGGAAGUUGGUGACCAGAUCGGUGCAGUGCCAACGCACUCCAAGAUGCCAGCUCCUCAGCCAGCACCAAGGAAGAGUGGAUUUCUGUCAGCCAGUGGGAAGUCUGUGGCUCUUUCAGCUGAAGCUCUCCAAAAGGCGAAAGCUCUCUUCAGUGACAUCAGUUGUGAUAAAGAGAUCCCAUCCGUUUCAGACACGAGGAACACUGCCAAAGAACAAAAAAGUCUUCCUAACACUGAGAAGCUUCAUUUGGGUUUCUCAACUGCAGGGGGAGCAAGAGUCCACGUGUCAAAGAAACAUCUGUUAAAAGCAAAGAACAUUUUGAAAGAUUUCGAGGAUGAUUCUUUUUCAGUGAAAGCAAUGCAGGAAGCAGAUGAAUUUUUCAAGGACUGCAACAUUACAGACACUAACAAUGCCAUCUCAGUCGAUCAUAAAAGUACAGCACAUGUUGGGGACAGUGACAAGAAGAAAACCUUUUCAAGAUUUGAGGAUCUAAAGGGGACAAAUGGCUCUGAAAAGUCUGGAAGUGGUUGCUCUGAGUUUGAAAGUGUGACUCCAAACUCUAAAGAGAUGAAACCCCUGAAAGGUAAAGAGCUCCACAAAGGGUUUUAUGAAAACAUGCAGCAUUCUGCAGACAGAGCUCCUUCAAAUAGAAACCUGCCUUUGAUGACAAAGCCCCUCGCUUCUCCAUUGUGCACGAUAUCAAACAAUGUUGGUUCCCCCGCCAUUGAUGAAUUAAGCGCUGGUGGUGGAUUCUCUACAGCGAGUGGGAAGAAAGUGUUUGUGUCUGGUGAUGCAAUGGCAAAAGCAAAGUCUCUGUUCAGUGAAAGUGCUACAUUUGAGAGCACAAACAACCAACUGGAUCAAGUAAAAGACAAUAUGCCAACACAGGGUGGUGGGUUUCAGACCGCCAGUGGCAAAGGAGUCGCAAUUACAUCUGCAGCCUUAAAGAAAGCAAAAACUCUGUUGAGUGAAUGUGAUGAAAUCCAGGACAAAAUCAGUGUGAAGCCAACACCGACUAAGAUGCCGGAUUCUUGUCGACCACUCAGGAAUCAUCAGUUUCAAUCAGCCAGUGGGAAACCAGUGGCAGUGUCAUCUGAGAGUCUCCAGAAGGCAAAAGCUCUCCUCAGUGACAUCAGUGUUAGUGCAGAGAUCCCUGCAGCUUCAGACUCACUGAGCAGUAACAAGAAACAAGAUGAUGCUGAGAGUAGAGAGAAAAAACAUUGUGGUUUCACAACUGCAGGGGGAGCAAAAGUCCACAUUUCACAUAACAGUUUGUUGAAAGCUAAGACGCUUAUGAAAGAGUUUGCUGAUGGGGACCUUUAUGAUUUGAGCUCACAUUCAACAAACCAACAUGACAUCCAGAAGUUGGAUCCAUCAAAAGCUAAAGAUGUGAAAAGAACUUUAAAUUCUGAUCUCGCCACAGCCAGGUCAAAGAAAAUACCUCCUGGUGAAAGUUUCCCACAGGAAGUUAAACCUUCAACUUCAUUGCAAGAGACUGGAAAUACAUUUGAAACCCAUCAGAAUUCAAGUUUAGGCAGCUGCAUUUACAACAAAGAUGAGACACCAACAGAUGCAGAGGGGAAAACGUCCCCAUCCAGGGUGCACAAACUCCAUGACAGCCUCAGAGAGGAUCAUCAAACAAAUCAGACAACCAGACGUGAAGGGUCUGACGUUCAAAGAAUAGAGUCUUCAGCUCUAUGCUUACAGUCACUUCACCUCAGUGGCUGCACUGAAACCCAGCAGAAGAUUCUGGCACAGGAGGCUCUGGACUGCACUCGAGCACUGUUAGAGGAUGAAUGUGUCGCUGGUCAGAAUCUCUGUAUGUCUACAGAAGAAACCCUGCAGCAAGACAGUUUAAAACACUGCAACACAUCUGAGGAGGAGGUUAAAGGAAGAGGGAAGAGACUUGCAGAGGACCCGGAUGUGGUCGGUCAGCCUCCUCUGAAGAGACGAUUACUGGAAGAUUUCGACAGAACUGUUGAUGGCCCAAAAGUUUCAACACUCUGUCCAGAAACAAGCACCCCAAACGGCAUCAUGAAAGACAGGAGAGUGUUCAAGUACAGCAGCUCUCUAAAUCCAAACAUCACCAGACCACACAGGAAUGGAAACCAGUACACAGAAAGUAGAUUGCAGAAGACCGCACCAACACAACACUCGGCACCAGGAGGCAGCAAGUCGGCACAAUUCAAGACGCCAGUGUUUGUACCCCCAUUUCUCAAGAAUGCAAAGACAGAGAGCCGCAAGAAUGCAAUGCUCCAGGAUAACAUAAGAACACCUCCUGAGUUUGUUCCCCCGUUCAAAAAACAAAGAACUAUUGUCCAAGAGAGCUCCUCCAAACCACAGGAGGGGGAGGAUAAACACUGCAGUGUUGUUGGAAUGCCAGCUAAAAGCAACACUUACGUACCGCCCACUAAGAACACGCAGAGCCCUGCGGAUAGAUCUGGUAAUAAUGAAGGCAAAGAUGACAAUGAGACCGUGGCCUUAAACAACACUACAAAAAAUAAUCUGACUAAUAAUCAAAAUCUCCCUGCUGGCUGUGGAUCAGAGGACUCUGCUGCAGAGACGUCACAUGCAGAAGACAUGUUGUGCAGAAGUGAAGAAAUGUUGCAGAAUCUUCACAACAUAGAGCUGGCACGAGACAUGCAAGACAUGAGGAUCAGGAAGAAGAAGCGACAGACCAUUAGACCUCUGCCAGGCAGUUUGUUUCUAACCAAGACGUCGGGAGUGCCGAGGGUACCGUUAAAGGCUGCAGUAAAUGGAAAGCCUCCUGCAAGAUACACACAAAAACAGCUGUAUGGAUAUGGAGUUCAUCAGCACGUGUGUGAGAUCACCAGUGACACAGCAGAAUCUUUCCGCUUCAGAUUACAGCAGUUCAUUAGACAGGAAGCAUUUAUAGAUGGAGGUGGUGUUCAGCUGGCUGAUGGAGGAUGGCUGAUCCCCAGCAAUGAUGGGACUGCAGGGAAGCAAGAGUUUUACAGAGCGCUGUGUGACACUCCUGGUGUGGAUCCUAAACUGAUGAGUGAGGAGUGGGUGUACAACCACUACAGAUGGAUUGUGUUGAAGCAGGCAUCAAAGGAGAGAUCAUUUCCUGACACGUUGGGCAGCCUCUGUCUGACUCCAGAGCAGGUUCUCCUACAGCUGAAGUACAGAUAUGAUGUGGAGUUGGACCACAGUCGCAGGCCAGCUCUGAGAAGGAUCAUGGAAAAAGACGACACAGCAGCCAAAAGGCUUGUCCUAUGUGUAUGCGGGGUCUUCUCCAGGGGUCAGUCCUCAAAACGACAGAGUCUCAGUGACACUAAGACUCCACAAGGAGGCGAUGCUCGAGUAGAAACCCCAUGUGCAGUUGUUUGGCUGACAGAUGGAUGGUACGCCAUCAAAGCACAGCUGGAUGAGCCUUUGACUGCCAUGCUUCACAAAGAACGCCUAGCUGUGGGGGGGAAGUUGAUCAUGCAUGGGGCUCAGCUGGUGGGAUCACAGGACGCCUGCUCCCCUCUGGAGGCCCCUGAAUCUCUCAUGUUAAAGAUCUGCGCUAAUAGCAGCAGGCCUGCACGAUGGGAUGUGAAGCUGGGGUUUCAAAGGGAUCCACGGCCAUUCCUGCUUCCUGUUUGCAGUUUGUACAGCAAUGGAGGGCCAGUAGGAUGUGUGGACAUGAUCAUACUGAGAAGCUACCCCAUACAAUGGAUGGAGAGGAAAGCAGACGGUGGUGUUGUGUUUCGUUCAGUUCGUGCUGAAGAAAAGGAGGCGAGACGAUACAACAGUAACAAACAAAAAACCAUGGAAGUCUUAUUCACCAAGAUUCAAGCUGAAUUUGAAAAAGAGGAGAAAGGUAAAAGCAAACCUCAACGAAGAAGACAGACGAUCAGUCGUCAGGGUAUCAAAAGUCUUCAGGAUGGAGAAGAGCUCUAUGACGCAGUGGGGGAAGACCCAGCUUAUCUCGAGGCUCAGCUGAGUGAGCAGCAGCUGGAGACUCUUCGUAGCUACAGACGGUCUCUGAUGGAGAGGAAGCAGGCUGAACUGCAGGAUCGGUACAGACAAGCUUUAGAGAGCGCAGAGAACAGUGAAGGUGGCUGUCCCAAGAGGGACGUCACACCUGUAUGGAGGCUCUGCUUUGCUGACUCCAUGGGACAACCCAGCAGUAUUUACCAGCUGAAUCUUUGGAGACCUACCUCUGACCUCCAGUCUUUGCUGAAGGAAGGCUGUCGUUACAAAGUCUAUAACCUCAGCGCUUCAGAUGGAAAGAAACUGAGUGGCAACAUCAGCAUUCAGCUGACCGGCACAAAGAAAACACAGUUUCAGGACCUACAGGCUUCUCAGGAACGGCUAUCAACACAUUUCCAACCAAGGGUCUCCAUCCAGUUUGUGGAUCUUCAGAAUCCAGAAUUCCAGCCUCUGUGUGGAGAGGUUGAUCUCACAGGAUUUGUCAUCAGUAUCAUCGAUGGACAGGGUCCCUCUCCUGCCUUCUUUUUGGCUGAUGGGAAACUGAACUUUGUUAAAGUGCGCUGUUUCAGCAGCCUGGCUCAGUCUGGCUUAGAGGAUGUGGUAAAACCUCGUGUCCUGUUAGCUCUGAGCAACCUGCAGCUGAGAGGUCAGUCCACACAUCCCACUCCGGUUGUGUACGCUGGAGAUCUGACUGCCUACUCGACAAACCCCAAAGAGGUUCAUCUACGGGAAUCCCUCAGCCAACUUAGAAACCUGAUACAGAGCCAGGAGAACUUCUUUCUGACUGCUGAGGAGAAGCUGUCAUAUUUAACCAGAUCUGAUGGCUCACACUCCUUCUCCUCUCUGCAGACAGGAACCCCAGCUUCGUUAAAAGAUAGGAGACAAAGCACAAAGAUAAGUCACCAAGUCAGAAGUUUUGGAUCCUUCACGCCUGUCGGCAGGAAUCCUUCUUCAACAAACUGUUCAACAGAGAAAGACCCGAGCAGCCUGAAGAGAAAGAGAGCCCUGGACUAUCUCUCUCGUAUUCCAUCUCCCCCUCCUCUUGCCCCUCUGGGCUCAGUGAAUUCUUCAUGUUUAAAAAAGACAUUUAACCCUCCUCGGAGGUCAGGGACACCCAGCACUUUAAAAACUGUACAGACUCCAGCUCGAAAACCUGUUGACCCACCUGUGGUGGAGGAAUGGGUUAAUGAUGAUGAGCUGGCUAUGAUUGAUACUCAGGCCUUGCUUUCUGGGGAUUCACUGUAGGUACAUAUCACUGUAUGAUGAAAAGCAUGAAAAAUACUGUAAAUAAUUGUACAAAUAAGUUAAUGUAAAGGCUGCUGUGGUAUAUAUUCUGAUGUUUUGUUGUCUAAGUGGACUCAUUAAAAAGGUGAACACACUUAAAAA